Cylicostephanus goldi is the source of this 765-nucleotide messenger RNA. The record is from the annotation of a GenBank genome assembly. Lineage: Eukaryota; Metazoa; Nematoda; Chromadorea; Rhabditida; Strongylidae.
AUGGCUGCUCAAGGUGAUCAUGUGGAUUCGGCUCGAAUCCUCCUCUAUCACCGAGCGCCAGUCGAUGAUGUCACAGUUGACUACCUAACACCUCUCCACGUUGCAGCUCAUUGUGGGCACGUUAGGGUAGCAAAACUGCUUCUCGAUCGUAACGCUGAUCCUAAUGCCCGAGCGUUAAAUGGCUUUACACCGUUGCAUAUUGCUUGCAAAAAGAACAGAAUCAAGGUGGUAGAACUACUAUUGAAGUACCAUGCUGCCAUCGAAGCCACCACGGAAUCAGGCUUAUCACCUCUUCAUGUGGCUUCGUUUAUGGGAGCUAUCAAUAUCGUCAUCUAUCUGCUACAGCAGGGUGCAAAUCCUGAUGUAGCAACGGUCCGCGGCGAAACACCCUUACAUUUGGCAGCACGUGCAAAUCAAACUGACGUUGUCCGUGUUUUGAUCAGAAAUGGUGCCAAGGUUGAUGCUCAAGCGCGCGAGCUUCAAACACCUUUGCACAUCGCUAGUCGACUCGGUAAUACGGAUAUCGUCGUCUUGCUGCUACAGGCUGGUGCCAACUCCAAUGCGGCCACUAGGGACCAAUAUACACCACUGCAUAUUGCCGCUAAGGAAGGACAGGAAGAGGUAGCAGCGAUACUUCUCGACCACAAUGCCGAAAAGGGUGUUUUGACGAAGAAAGGUUUCACUCCGCUUCAUCUGGCCAGCAAAUACGGAAACGUUGAGGUGGCUAAAUUGCUACUAGAACGCGGUACACCAGUAGAUAUCGAA